UACCAAACCAAUCUCAGCGCAUGCUCACUUCUCAAUAUCAUGCUGACUCGGGUUGCCUUUGUGCUUGGCGCGCUGCUGCUGUUCAAUGCCGCGUACUCGACCGUGCAAUAUCGCAACUUCCUGAAGAUGGCCGAGAAGGACCAGAGCGGGCUUCCCAUUGACAUCGUGCUGCAAACAUUGGCCGCCAUGGUUCUCGCUACAUGGGCAAUCGUCGAGUACACUGCGCCAUUCAAGAAUAUUCACGGAUCGAACGAGCGAGUACGGUACGACGCUGUCGACAAUCGACCAAUCUUCUACUCCUUCCAACAUCGUGGGGCUCUCUUGUUCAAGAAGCAAUAAGAAAAUGUUUGCUCGACCAAACUGUCCCGUCUAUUGUCACAUUACAUACAAAUCACAUUUACAGGAGCAG
This is a messenger RNA of Capsaspora owczarzaki ATCC 30864, 409 nucleotides long. RefSeq lists its product as hypothetical. Gene Ontology annotation, cellular component: early endosome; plasma membrane; EMC complex. Bases 40 to 339 code for a protein of 99 amino acids. The transcript is spliced from 4 exons. NCBI's taxonomy places the organism in Eukaryota, Filasterea, Ministeriida, Capsasporidae. The record is from RefSeq and is a predicted model, not a curated record.